AUGAUGCAUCAGCUAUCUGAGAUACGAACAUACUUAGAACUUGUGGCCACCAAGCGCAUUCCAGUCAAUCAUGCAGUAAUAUACUGCCUGCAAGACAUAUUUAACUUGCUUCCAGAUCUACGUUUACACGACACUGUACGGGCGCUCAAUAUGACUUCCAACGAUCAGAUGCUCGUCGUCUAUGUUGCCUGUAUCAUGCGCGCCAUCUUGGCACUACAUGAUUUGAUCAACAACAAAUUGGCCAAUAGGGAGUCGGAGCGCAGUGAAGAUCUUUCCUCUGAUAAAUCGAAAAAGGCAGCUGCUCCAGCUGGAGAUCAGGCUGGAAAGCCGGUCGCCGAUACAUCCGAGAAACCCCCUACGGACAAAACAGCACAGUAA
Molecule: messenger RNA, 378 nt
Organism: Dibothriocephalus latus
Lineage: Eukaryota; Metazoa; Platyhelminthes; Cestoda; Diphyllobothriidea; Diphyllobothriidae
Source: the annotation of a GenBank genome assembly